CCGGCCAGGCUCGGCCGGGGCCGCCCGGGGGCGGGGCUGGCGGCGGAGAUCGGAGCGUGGCCCGGCCGCCAUGGCGCCCCCGUCGCGCAGGCUGCAGACGAAGCCGGUGAUCACCUGCCUCAAGAGCGUCCUGCUCACCUACAGCUUCGUGUUCUGGAUCUCUGGCAUUAUCCUCCUGGCAGUUGGCAUCUGGGGCAAAGUGGGCCUAGAGGUGUAUUUCUCCCUGUUAAAUGAAAAGGCCACCAAUGUCCCCUACGUACUCAUUGGCACAGGUACUGUUGUCAUCCUUCUGGGCACUUUUGGCUGUUUCGCCACCUGCCGUGGAAGCACAUGGAUGUUAAAACUGUAUGCCAUGUUCUUGUCCCUCAUCUUCUUGAUUGUGCUGGUGGCUGCUGUUGUAGGAUUUGUGUUCAGACAUGAGAUUAAGAACAACUUUCAGAGCAACUAUAGUCUUGCUCUGAGGAACUACAAUGCAACAAUAGAUCCCCACAGCGACGCGGUGGAUACUAUCCAGAGAACUUUACACUGCUGUGGAGUCCAGAACUAUUUUGACUGGGUGAACACUACCUACUUUGCACAGAAGGGAAUCCCUCUGAGCUGCUGCAAGUUCCAAAACUGCACAGAAAGUGAUCUGAAGGAGCUGGAUAAAGCCAAGGCUAUGGUGUAUGGCAAUGGUUGUUUCAGUCUGGUAACAACAGUUAUGGAGUCCAAAAUGGGCAUUGUGGCUGGUAUCUCCUUUGGCAUCGCUUGCUUCCAGUUGGUUGGGAUCUUUCUCGCCUGCUGCCUUUCCCGGUACAUCACAAACAAUCAGUACGAGAUGGUGUAACAAGCCAGCCUUUGACCAAGGAAAUUUCCUCUGAUCUCCCUCCUCUGGAGAGCACUUCAUGACUUCCAGUUUUCACCUGGUCCCAGCCUGCUGAAAUCAUGUUUGAACUGACUGAUCCUCUUCAGAAUCAGCGCACGGAAUAGAGUGUACCAGCUGUUCUGUCGCAGUCAGGGAAUUGUCAAAACACUACUCUUUUGUAACACUGAAUGGGGUAAUUAGUGUACCCAAGGUAGUUAUAAUAACUACAUUCCUCCAGGCCCCCACCUCCUCAGUUUGAUUGCACAAUGAAGUAGCAUGAUAUGACAGUACUCUUAUGUCAUUCUUAUACUUUCUGCUAGUUAUUUAACUGGAAUGCACCAUUAAUUUUGGAGGUGUAUAGUAUGCAUUAGGAACGAAGCACUCAUUGCUUUCUCUUCUGCCUUUGGCCAUUUAAAUUAUAUUAUUCACUUCACACUCUGUCAGUGAUCCAUUGAAACACCUAAUGUUGCAACUGGCUGGUCCUAUCAUGUUAUGCAGACACAUUGCCAUGUCUAUCUGAGGCUCUGUGUUCAAUAGCAUCUGUUUCCACGCUCUCUUCCCAAUCAAGGGUUUUAUAUCACUUUUUUUAUAAUUGUAUUUUUUAAAGGGCCUCGUUCCUCUCUCCUGAUCAGGUUGUAGUGAUUUUCAUAAGUUGUAGCAUGAGGUUCGGUGGUGUAGCUGUCUGUGUCGAUAGCUUUGUAGGUAUGCCUCCACCAAGUUGGGCAUGAUUUCAUCAUCAGUAUUAUGUUCUGCUUUAACUUGUUUUUUUGUAUUAAAUAGAAAUCCUCUUGUCUUGAAACACAAUAAAUAUUAAAUAUUUUACUCUAAAA
Caretta caretta (loggerhead turtle) is the source of this 1674-nucleotide messenger RNA. RefSeq names its product tetraspanin 6 (gene TSPAN6). Gene Ontology annotation, cellular component: plasma membrane. The record is from RefSeq and is a predicted model, not a curated record. Lineage: Eukaryota; Metazoa; Chordata; Testudines; Cheloniidae.